AUGGAGGAUGAUAGCAACGCGCUUAUUCUUCCCUGCAAGAGGAAGAACAAAGUACAAGGGAUAGGCAAGGAUGGCAAGAAAAGCAAGAGCAAGGAAGACCCAAAGAUGAGCAAGACUCAGCUAAAAAAAAUGCAGAAAUUGGAGGAGGAAAAGCAAAAGAAGGCACUGCAAGCAAAAAGCAUCGAAUUUUUGCAGAAGCACAUGAUUGCUGAUGAUGUAUUUUCACUGCUGGAUACUACGUGCUCUAUUGGAAAAGCUGCGACUAUGAAAGAAAAAUUUAGGCGUGCCGCGCAGUUCUCCAAGCAUGGUUUAGAUGUUCCUGAAGAACUUUCACUAUUCAAGAAAAACUGUGGUCGGAAAGGAGUUCCUGGAGACAAUGAAGCUGUGCCAGAAGUUUCCCCGGUGAAGUUUAUUAAGGCAGCAAAACUUGAUCAUCCUGGCAGUGAACGAAAGAAUCAUGAGAAAGAUUCGAUGAAACCUAUGAUGGAUCUUGGCGUGAGCAUUCUGGAACAAAAAACUGAAGGGACUAAUGACGAUGCUGGCAUUUCGGUACGCCAGAUCAUUCUGGGACAAAAAACUGAGGAGACUAAUGAUGAUGCUGACAUUUUGGCACAUCAGCCGAUUCAGUCAUCCGUGCAAAAUUGCUCUGCCGCAGAGAUAGAUUUGCAGGAUAAAGAGCUACAACAAAGUGAAACUGCUUUACAAGAAUGCUUCAAUCCUCCAAUUGUGGUGCCUGUCUCAAGACCACAGGAGGUUGAGAAGGCGAGGAGGGAUCUCCCAAUAAUAAUGAUGGAGCAGGAAAUAAUGGAAGCUAUCUACGAAAAUUCUGUGGUAAUUCUAUGUGGAGAAACAGGCUGUGGUAAAACUACUCAGGUCCCUCAGUUCUUAUAUGAAGCCGGCUUUGGCACAAGCAAUCGAGCUGGUAGAAAAGGGAUGAUUGGUAUCACCCAACCACGACGUGUUGCUGUUCUUGCCACAUCCAAGAGGGUGUCUUAUGAGUUAGGACUUAAGCUAGGAAAGGAGGUCGGUUUUCAAGUUAGGCAUGAUAAAGAAGUUGGAAGUAAAUGCUCCAUCAAGUUUAUGACAGAUGGCAUUUUGCUGCGAGAGAUCCAGAGUGACAUUCUGUUGAAGCACUAUUCCGUGAUCAUCUUGGAUGAGGCACAUGAAAGGAGUUUGAACACAGAUAUACUUAUUGGGAUGCUUUGUAGAAUUACAAAGCUUCGCAAGGAUACAUACGCAGAUCAACAGAAAAAAAUACGCUCUGGAAAGAACAUUAAGCCAGAAGAUAUGAUUAGUCAGCUGAAAGUGGUGCUGAUGAGUGCUACCUUGCAGUUAAAGGAAUUUAUUUCAAACAGAAGAUUGUUUGAUGUGAUUCCACCAACUGUAGAGGUACCUGCACGGCAAUUUCCAGUAACAAUUCACUUCACGAAGAGGACACAUGAUGAUUAUUUAGCACAGGCUUAUAAAAAGGUUCUGUCAAUCCACAAGAGUCUACCACCAGGUGGAAUCCUUGUAUUUGUUACUGGACAACGAGAAGUUGAUUAUUUAUGUAAGAAACUGCAAAGAGCAUCCAAACGGCAAAUUGGUAAGAAGCCUGAAAGGGUUGGAGAUGAGUGUGGUUCAAGACCAGAAAUAGAUGAGAAGGAAAUUUUUGAAGCAUAUGAUAUUGAUAGAACUGAAGCUGAGCACCAAGAGGACAUGUUUUCCUCAUAUGGUCAAGAUGAAAUGGAUGAUGGACUAAAUGUUGAUUCUUCUGAUGCUGAAACAGAGAGUGAGACUGAUACUGACAGCGAUGAGGAUUCCGCUGCACAUGAAACCACAGAAGAUGGACCAGUGUUAUCAUUUUUGAAACAUGCUGAGAGUUUAUCUGUACUGAAGGCAUCCUUUAAAGGUAUAUCAGGGAUAUCAGGAGAAUCGGAAGCUGCUGAGGAAUCGAGCAAUGUGACAAUUGCGGAAAAGUCAAACCCUUUUAAUCCUUCUUUCAGUAAACUUACAGAACCUACAUCUGUUUCACACCGUAGGCUUCGUGUUUUACCACUUUAUGCAAUGCAACCAGCUUCGCAGCAGCUUAGAGUGUUCCGCGAUAUUCCUGAAGGGGAAAGAUUAGUUGUUGUGGCAACUAAUGUUGCAGAAACCUCUUUAACAAUUCCUGGUAUAACAUAUGUGGUCGAUACUGGAAAAGAAAAGGUUAAGAACUAUGAUCAUGCUACGGGGAUGGCAAGUUAUGAAGUCCAGUGGAUAAGCAAGGCGUCAGCAUCCCAACGUGCUGGGAGAGCUGGAAGAACUGGGCCUGGGCACUGUUACCGUCUCUACUCAGGUGCAGCAUAUGGUAAAGAUGGUUUAUUUCCUGAGUUCUCUGAGCCAGAGAUCAAGAAAAUGCCAGUUGAUAGCCUUGUGCUUAUGCUCAAGUUUAUGAAAAUUGAUAAGGUUGAAAACUUUCCUUUCCCUACGCCUCCUAACGAUGAAAGUUUGGUUGAAGCUAAGCGUUGCUUGAAGACAUUAGAAGCACUUGACAGCAAAGAAAAACUUACAUCAAUGGGAAAGGCUAUGGCGCAAUACCCCAUGAGCCCACGACAUUCGCGUCUUCUUCUGACAAUAAUUAAAAUUUUGAAGAGCCAGCAAGGCUAUGCCAGAUCUAACUUCAUACUGGGAUAUGCAACUGCUGCUGCAUCAGCUUUGAGUUAUGCAAAUCCUUUUCUCAUUCAGGUAGACACUAGUAGAGAAUCAAACCAGGAUGGCCCUGAUCCAGAACGUAAGGAUCAAGAUGAAAGAAAGAGACAGAAGAAGCUCAAGGCCAUGGUUCGAGAGGCACGCAAAGAUUUUUCCAUCCCUAGUAGUGAUGCUUUAACCAUUUCCCAUGCUUUGCGGUCAUUUGAGUGUUCAAGGAACCCAGUGGAAUUCUGCAGAGAAUACUCACUUCACCUCAAAACAAUGGAAGAGAUGUCAAAAUUGAGAAAGCAGCUUCUUCGAUUAAUAUUUCACAAUAGCAAAUUUUGUGAUGAAUUUGCUUGGAAUUAUGGAGGUUCUGAGGAUGUUGAACAGGCCUGGAGGAGUGAAACCGACAAAAAACCAAUGCUGAAUGAAGAGGAACUUCUGGGGCAAGGAAUAUGUGCUGGGUGGGCCGAUAGGGUUGCAAAGAAGAUUAACACUUUUUCUGGAUUGUCGAAAGAGGACCGAAAGGUUCGAGCUGGACGUUAUCAAUCUUGCAUCCUCGAUGAUACAAUAUAUCUCCACCGAUCAUCUUCUGUUGCCCAAACUCCACCAGAGUUUGUAGUUUACUCGGAACUACUAAAUACAAAGAGAUCGUACAUGCAUGGUGUGACCAGUGUAAAGCCUGGAUGGCUUUUCAAAUAUGCUAGUUCUCUCUGCACCUUCUCAGCGCCACUGGAAGAUCCAAAACCCUAUUACGAGCCUCAGAAUGACCAGGUGUACUGUUAUGUUAGUCCCAUCUUUUCUAGACAUAAUUGGCAGCUUCCGCUGCACAGUUUACCCAUCGAAGACCCCACCAGGCGGUUGCAGGUAUUUGCAUGGGCUUUGCUGAAAGGGGAUGUCUUGCCAUGUCUAAGGAUGGUUCAAAAGUUCCUGGCUCUGUCACCAUCUGCUGUCCUUGGGCCUGCCAGCCAAAGAAGAGUUGGAGAUCUUCUUAACAGGAUGAAGAUUGGUGGAAAAUUAAAAGACAGCCGGAGAGCAUUAAGAGAUGCAUGGAGUAGUGAUCCAGAUUUUCUUUAUCCUGAGAUUCAGGCAUGGAUACAGGAUAAAUAUCAGAGCCAGUUUGAAGCAAUAUGGGAACAAAUGCACCAAGAAGUUCGGCUUGAGGGACACCAACUUUUCCCAAAGAGGUUCAAGAAAGUUGAGGGGUAG
This is a messenger RNA of Triticum turgidum subsp. durum (durum wheat), 3861 nucleotides long. Lineage: Eukaryota; Viridiplantae; Streptophyta; Magnoliopsida; Poales; Poaceae. The record is from the annotation of a GenBank genome assembly.